Molecule: messenger RNA, 2139 nt
Organism: Globicephala melas (long-finned pilot whale)
Lineage: Eukaryota; Metazoa; Chordata; Mammalia; Artiodactyla; Delphinidae
Product: cystatin-9-like
Biological process (GO): antimicrobial humoral response
Molecular function (GO): cysteine-type endopeptidase inhibitor activity
Source: RefSeq, a predicted model, not a curated record
GUGAUGCCAGAGGGGAGGACCAGGGCCAGGAGUAUGUCCCGGAGCAGAUGAACUGGCCCAAUGCCCAGGGAGGCUGGGUGGGAGCCGGCGCAGGGAAGGGCGAAGCCUGGGUGUCCGGGCACCCACAGCCAUGCUGUGUCAGCAGUGGACGUGCAGGUGGGCUCAGCCCUGGGCCCUGCUCCUGCUUCUCUUAGGUCCCCAGCUCGUGGUGACUCACAGCUGGCAGCCCCAAGGGGAAGGGAAUGGUGAAGACCAGGCAACCUUGGAGCUUUACUUCCCUGCCACCGUGGAGUACGCCGUACAUGUGUUCAACCAGAGGAGCCAGGACAGCAAUGCCUACAAGGUGGUGCAAAUCCUGAGGUCGUGGAAGGAGCCGGCAAAUGGCAUCGUGUUCUCCACGGAGCUGCAGCUCGGCCGAACCAGGUGUGGGAAAUUUGACGAAGACAUUGACAACUGUCCGUUUCAAGCAAGUCCAGACGUGAACAAUACCAUCACCUGCUUCUUUACAAUCGACACUGAACCCUGGAGAACGAAGUUUCAACUCCUGAACAACACCUGCUCGGAGGGCUCUGCUGAAUGAGACCACACCCUGCCGUGGCCCUUCAGUGGCUGAGCAGCUCUGGUUCUGUCCUCUGUAUGAGCAGGUGUCUGGGUGUCACAUCCGGGCAAUGUGGACAUUCCUCCCUGUCAUUUCCUCCUGUAGAAUUGGUCAUUAAACGUCAGCACUGCAAGCAGCUUUGUGCCACCUGGUUCCAGAGGUUGGGUGCUGGGCAGCUGAGGCUGUCCUGCCAGCAGGGCAGCCGGCUGAGCCCAGGGGCUGGGUCUCUCCUCCGUGGACACCUGAGCCAGCCGCAGGUGCCACAAGAGCCCUGGGCAGGGAGAUUUCUGUGGAAAUCCAUGGAUGGACAUUCUCAACGCAUCUUCAGAGCCUUGCAGAAACUACCUACCAGCCUGAAGCGGUGGAGGGGUGGGUCUUCCUAUUAGUUCCACACAAAGAGCUGUCAGCGAAAAGUAACUUGUGCCGAGUUUGGUGAAAUACGGAAACAGGUUCGUGUUCUCUUCCAUUCAUUGGGAGCAGACUGCUCCUGCUGGUAAAUGAGUUGACCGAGCAGAAGACACUACACAGCCCGGAACCACAUUCUCAGCCUCCACGCCUGAAGAAUGCACAAAAAAGCAAGAAGGCUACAAAAUGAAGUCGAUAGGUCAGAUGUGUUAUUUAAAUGUUUUGGGAGUGUCUUUGCUUCUUUAAAUGCUCAUGAGAGCGGCAGAAUGUGCUAGAAGACCAUUAGACAGGCUGACAUUCUUUCUUCAGCAUAUUGAGUUCAAAGUUCCAGGGUUUGGAUGCCACAAUAAAGGUGCAAUGAAACAUCUAAAAGAGACAAAAACAAUAACCAGCUUGUAAGAACAAUUGCAAAAAGCAAAAGUCAAAAAGCCCCAGAAGUUCCUGUUUCCAGGUACCAGGAUUUGGCUUCAAGAGGGACAAAAGGCCGCCUGAGCCAGCCACGCCUCUACAGAUCCCCAAGCUGUUCGCCCAAUGGCAGAGCAGCCAGCCUCAUGACUGGGAUGGACCCCCAUCGGUUCACCUCCCUGAGAGCUGAAGCCAUCACGGUUGUGGCUUCGUUUGCUCCAUGUGGGCAAGAGUUGGAGCCCAGGACCAAUUAUCCUCAAGAAACCCUAGUGUCCAGCUCUGGCCCUUCUCCAGACACGCCAACUUCCUGCGGCCCAUGGAGACCCCACGCGGCGUGGAGGGCCCAGUGGGUCCUUCCCAGGGUAUACAGCACCACAAGAAUAGCCAGGGUCCUGCAUGCCUUGGAAAGCGGUGUCAGAGUCUGGCCAGAUUCCACCAGGGAAAGCUUGCAGCUGGGGAGCUGGGAGGAGACACAGGGCCUGCAGAGGGAGCGGGGCUCCAGGCUCCUGGGGUGGAUGAGGUCACUGUGUCCCUCCUCUCACCUAAAAUCUUUAUUCAGUUAGAAGAAAAAUAUAAAGUACAAAUAGCUCUUUAUGGCAACACCCAGUAGAAGUGAAGUUGCAUAAGAUACACAGACUGAGGGGUCAAGUUGAGGGGGAAAUAGGACCAAGUGACCAGUAACCCAGACAGACCACAGAGGAACUGAGGCCAGGUCAGCGGGGUGUCCAGGC